Molecule: messenger RNA, 717 nt
Organism: Alligator sinensis (Chinese alligator)
Lineage: Eukaryota; Metazoa; Chordata; Crocodylia; Alligatoridae
Gene: ECRG4
Product: chromosome unknown C2orf40 homolog
Exons: 4
Coding region: 126-464 (112 amino acids)
Biological process (GO): central nervous system development; cellular senescence; G1 to G0 transition
Source: RefSeq, a predicted model, not a curated record
UUCAGGAGGUCGCUUCGCCCCAGGAGCCGCCGGCGCGGGACCAGCGCGGCCGUGGGAAGCACGAGAGAAACACGCGCACACGCCCGUACGCACACGAUGGCUCAAGUGGAAAUAAGCUUAAGCUGAUGCUUCAAAAACGAGAAGCUCCUGCUCCAGCUAAAACAGAGGUGUCAGUAAAAGAAAACAAGGCCAAGGAGUUUUUAAGCAGUUUGAAACGCCAGAAGCGCCAGCUGUGGGACAGGACUCAACCAGAUGUGCAGCAAUGGUACCAACAAUUCCUCUACCUGGGAUUUGAUGAAGCAAAAUUUGAAGAUGAUGUCUCCUACUGGACAAGCCUGGGACGGGGUGGCAAUGAAUACUAUGGUGGAUAUUACCAGCACCAUUAUGAUGAAGAUGCACCUAUUGGUCCACGAAAUCCACAUACCUUCAGGCAUGGAGCAAGUGUUAAUUAUGAUGACUAUUAACCUUUUUUAUUCUACUAUAACUAAUAAUUCUAAGAGGGUAUUGGGUUGAGAUGAGUUCCCUCACUCACAUUCCCUCCCCUCUCCUUUUUUCUACUACUCAUGUAUAUGAACAAAGAGAAGAACUGUCAAGCACAGGAAAAAGUAAUUUAGAAUUUUUAUUUUUUUUUUUUACAGUUAGUAGUACAUUAUGUAGUCAUGUUUGAAUUAAAACCUUUUAUUAAAAUAAGCAUUUUUCCCAUUUCUUUGGUAAAAU